GACAGUUCACAAAAUGGAUGACAGCUGAUGAGUAAUGAGUGUAAAGACUGUAAAGUAAAAUUCCUAUUUUUGUUGUGAUGUAGAAUUAAACUGUAUUAAAUUUAAUAUUUAUUAUGGAUUUCGAACAGUAUUGAAUUUGUUUGAAUGUUGUCAUUGCCUGUGAUUUUUACUAAAUUUAGUGUUUGUAGAUGUGUAGGUUAUGUACGAAAACGAAAGCAGUAAACGUAGAAAUUUUUUUUAAUAAGAUUGCGAGGUUUUAUUAAUUAGAUUAUAUCCAACUACUAAUUGAGAAUCAAGCUAUGAAUAGUCAAAAGUUUAAAUUGGAAACAGGAACUGUAAAACAACCAGAUUACAUCAAAAAGCAACAGCAACUAAAAGCUAUGAACAAACCAUUUAUUCCCAAUAAGAGCAUUAAUGCUGAUGCAAUGAUAGAGAACUUGCUAUCAAACAAAGAGACAUUCCAAAAGAAGAAAGACAAUGCAGUCAAAGCACCAGUGUCACCAGCCUGGCUUUCACCGGACUCCGGAGCGGCCAGCCCGUUCUACAAUCAGCUGUGGGGCGUGGUGCGAAUGCGGGGCGGCGGUGGCAACAGCCAACAGCUGGCGGACACAGCUGUUGUGUCGCAGCUGUUGAUGACCAGUGGUCUGUCCACCGAUACGCUCGGCUUCAUAUGGAGUCUGGCCAAUAGAACUGUGCCCGGUCAGCUGACUCAGGCGGAAUUGUAUGUUGUGUUGGCGUUGGUGUCGCUUGCUCAGGGUGGCUACAUAUUCAACGACACAACCAUUCUCAACCAAAUACCGCAACCGCCGAUACCAAAACUCGACCUCUCCAUUCUGCCCCAGUACAACAUGAACUACACCUCGCACUCUACCGGAAUUCCCGGCAACUAUCUGCACCAAUCGACCCCGCCAGCUAUAGACAGUACAACACCGGCUGCUAAAGACAGUACACCGACACCGCUCAGUAUUGUUUCGCUAGACGUCAACAAACUACAGGGCGCCCCAGUACUAACGUUGCCCAACUAUAAUUUCGGACCGUAUCAGGGGUUUGACGCCGCAGGGGCUGUGAUAACUAAUACUGCGCAUGCGCAGGGUUCAGGAGUGGCUUCUGUAUACCAGGAACCCGCCUCUGUUAUACCCAGUAUCAGUUUGGGUUUGAGUACCCCAACUAAAGUCAAUUACAACUCGUCCGUUUUAGACCGUGAUUCAACUACUUCUACAACAAACACGGAACACAGUAGUGAUGUAGCUAGUUUUAACAGUAUCAACAAAUUCAAACUAGAUUCACCCACUAAACUACCUAGUCUAUCGCAACCAGUCGAUGUUUCAUCGAGUUUUUCGAAUCUAAGCUUGAAAUCGUCGGGAGAAAAGAAGAAGAAGGCAAGGAGAGACAGUGGAAGUAAGCCGGGGAAAACGUCAAAUAUCGACGAUAGUUUCGAUAGUUUGUCGACAGAGCGUGCUAGUGUAAAUCCAAUCCCAAACCAAUCGAAACCCAACUAUAAUUUGGACCUGUUUGAGUUGAGUGGCGAUGUUCACCAUGUGUUUCCUAAUAGUGGACCAGGAGAGGGAAUGAAAAUUACAGAAAAACAGAAUCAUGACGAUUUCGAUGAUGAAUUUACAGAUUUCCAGAGUGCCGAGUUUACAACGUUUAAUGCGGCAGCUAGUGUAAGAGAAACUCUAAAACCUGUGGAGGAUUUGUUAAGUUCUCAGCCUGAUUUGGUGACUGGUAUUGAGCCUGAUUUGAAGACGUUUUCGACAACUAUACAACCGGAAUCAAGUUUGACUUCACGUGAUUUGAAUAGUUUUUCAGCAAUCCAACCAGAUUUGAGUUUGAAAACUAAGUUUGAACCUGAUCUGAGGGACUGGUCGACUGUUGUAAUCCAACCAGAUCUAAGUUUGAUGACGUCUGAACCAAGUUUAAACUCUAGAUUUGAGUUGGAACUGAGUUCAAUCGAGCCUGAUUUGAGGAGUGGUUUCCUAACGGAAUUGAAACAGCAGAACUCACGAAAUGAGUCGGAUUUGAACCUGAUUGAGCCUGGGUUAAGUUUGUUGAUGAAACCAGAGGUACCAACUACAAAAAUUGAUGUUGUGGAAGAUGAUGACGAUUUCACAAAUUUCCAAGGGGCUGUACCAAAUGGGGUGUUUAGUGAGGAGGAUCUGUUUCCCAAAACGAUUACAAUUACUGCUCCCAACGGAACUAGAAACGUCGAUAACGGCAGUUUGCACGAGAAAUCUGAGACGAAUUUCUCGGAGUGGAGCGACAAUACUAGCAACGAUUGGACGGUGGGGAGUGGAGGCAAUAAGAGCGACAAGGACGGAGAUAGUUUGAACUAUGCAAAUGAGAAGGACGGAGAUAGUUUGAACUAUGUGGAUCUGAGUGAUAUCAAGUUGGAGAUACCGAGUAGUGAUACGGAGGAAGUGGUGAUAAAGAAGGAUAGUGAUAGGGAGGAAGUGGCGGUGAUACAGAAGGAGAGUGAGAAGGAAGAUAGGUACAGUGCACUGAGAGGAUUGCAGCCACUGGAGGAUGUGGUUAAUGCGAGUGAUGAUUUCGGAGAUUUCUUAGCGGCUGAGCCUGGUGACGAGUAUCAUGUGCGAGAAAUGGAUACGAAUAACUGCACUGUUCAGAUCCGUUGUCUAGAAGCAUGUUUACAAAUCCUGCAGGAGUCCUAUUCUAUUCUCUCAUCAGCCUCCUCACCCAAAGUGCUCUCAGAAGUUAUGUCUGAUCCACGAACCACCAAUCAUCUCACGUGUCUCCUGGAAGUAUUUCGGGUUAGCGAGAGACUUAUAAAACAUGUAGACAAUAAUGAAAUUGUGAGUCAAAUCCAGACCACGUGGAAUGAUAUUGUACCUCUUCUUGAGGGCUCCAAAUGUUAUCAGCUGGAAGACACCGCAGGGCCUGUUUGCGAGUUGUGCCGUUGUGACUACGGACCGUUUCCCGUCAAGUAUGGCCGCAGUACCUUCCACGCCGCCUGUGCUAAUCUAUAUUUACACUACGUUGACUCCACUCUUCCAAAUACCGACGCUUAUUAAACAGUAUUGCACACACCUGCGGCCUAUCCCAUGAGAAAAUACAAACUAAUAAUAUCGCUAUAGUGAGGUCCACGUUAUAAUGGCAGUGUUUGAUUAGCAAUAUCAUUGAAGAGAAUCACUUCAGGCUGUCAACAUAAGUUAUAUAGGAAGCAUUGAGGUCUUAAAUAAGGAAUGCUGACACCUGAACGUUACUUGUCAGUUAUGUCCCCGGCUUUAUUCUCGACAGAACUUAAGAGGCUUUCAACUCAGUUAGUUACAUGACUAAAACACUUUAUAAAUAUCAUUUUUUUAUGAACAAAUAAUAGUUUUUGGUUUCUAACUGUGCCGAAUUUAGAUCAUACAAUAAAAAUAAUUAUAUUUUAAUAAUUUGGUUAAAUAUUAACAUAUUCGGAGCCAAUAAUAUUAAUUACUAUACUUAUACUACAAGGCAUACUAAUUUUAUACGUUUAGUUUACAAUUGGAAAAAGCAUUACAAAAUUAAAGUGAGAGGUAAUCCUAAAAAUCAUAAUCAGUACAAAGUGAUUUACAACUAAAUGGUUCGGAGCCCACCUAUAAAUGUAGGUCCAUCAAAUAUUAUAUUUUAAAUCACUCACGCAAAAGUCGAGGGCCCUAAUGGAAAACAUACUUGACAAAAAUGAGAGCAAUAAUAAAGAAUGAAUAUCAAUUUUCCUAUUAUAUUUUACUGUUGGGAAGGAAGUGUCUCUAAAUUUUAUACAUGAUUAGUGUUCUCAUUUCUUUGUCUUUCGAUCAUAAAAUACAAAGUUAAGCCAAUUUUAAUUCAUAUAACCAACUAUUAGCUAUCAAUAUGAACAGAGUUAUAUGAACAAGUUAUUAGUCUUGGUGCUUCCUUUUUCUUGACAGGACCUUGGGAGUGUUGGGUUCGGUGAGGGGUGCAGUGAAGGGGGCC
Nilaparvata lugens (brown planthopper) is the source of this 3936-nucleotide messenger RNA. RefSeq lists its product as uncharacterized. The coding region runs from base 300 to 3029 and encodes 909 amino acids. Gene Ontology annotation, cellular component: clathrin coat of trans-Golgi network vesicle. NCBI's taxonomy places the organism in Eukaryota, Metazoa, Arthropoda, Insecta, Hemiptera, Delphacidae. The record is from RefSeq and is a predicted model, not a curated record. The transcript is spliced from 7 exons. Gene Ontology annotation, molecular function: protein binding.